UUCCUGCUGAGGAAGAGAAGUGGGGCGGGGCGGGGGGUGCAGAGGAGACUUUCCGUAGCGGCGCUUUGCCGCGCGCGGCUCGAAGUCGUGCUCGGUCCGGUCCGAGUCCUCGGGGCAGACCUGGGGCAGGCACUGUGUGCUUUUGUGACAGAGACCCGCCAGAAGCCGGGCCAGUUGUCCCUCUCGGUUUUUCUUGUGGAGGCUUUGCAGGUGGGGGCCUUUGAACCUACCCGUGGAGCGUUGAGCAGGGGGGUGGUAUCAGUACCGUUGUUUGUGGAGCCCGCCUGAGGACCCGGGCUCGCAGCGACGGUGGUGGGGAAAGUCGCUUGUCGGACACCGGGCAGGAGUCUGGAUGGCGAGGGCCAGAGGGCGCUGAGGUAACAAGAGAGUGACGCACAGGGGUUGCGUGGAUGCGGAUGGCAGCCCCUGGGGGUGGCAGGGGUGGGAAUGGUGACUAUUCAGUGACAUUUCAGGCUCCCUGAAAGGAGAGGGAGGCUGAGGCAGAGUGGCCAACGGCCAGCAGGGAUCCACGGUUGUUGGACCCGGGCCCUCAUGGGGAAUAGCCAAGGAUGCAGGUGCAAACUGUGGCCACCCUAAUGCACGUGGGGUUUAAGGACCGGUCUGAGUCAGAGAGGCGGUUCUGGUCCCCCGGAGCCAGAAGCGUCCUUCCCGAGAAGAGGACGCUGGGCACCCACAGGUCCGUCCUAGGAGCGGGGGUGGGGGCCGCCCCAGCACAGACGCACCUGCCAUCUGUCACGAUGAGCCGAUCCCCCAUCGUCUUCCAUGUCUGCCUGUUUUCCCCUGGAGUCAGCUGGGAGCCAGCCGCCCCUCGGCUCAUCGACCACGUGCGGGCCGCGUGUGAGCGAGCUCACAGAGGCUGGAAACCUGGCAGGCGUCCAGCACAUCAUCCUCGUGCUCUCAGGAAAGGGGGGGGUCGGGAAAAGCACCAUCUCCACGGAGCUGGCCUUGGCCCUGCGCCAUGCAGGCAAGAAGGUGGGGAUCCUCGACGUGGACCUGUGUGGUCCCAGCAUCCCCCGCAUGCUUCGGGCACAGGGCAGGGCUGUGCACCAGUGUGACGGCGGCUGGGUGCCCGUCUAUGUGGACCAGGAGCAGAGCAUCUGCCUCAUGUCCGUGGGCUUUCUGCUGGAGAACCCCGACGAGGCCGUGGUGUGGAGGGGGCCCAAGAAGAAUGCGCUGAUAAAGCAGUUCGUGUCGGACGUGGCCUGGGGGCAGCUGGACUACCUGGUUGUAGACACGCCACCGGGGACGUCUGAUGAGCACAUGGCCACCGUGGACGCCCUGCGUCCCUACGGUCCCCUGGGGGCCCUCGUGGUCACCACACCCCAGGCGGUGUCCGUGGGGGACGUGAGGCGGGAGCUGACCUUCUGUAGGAAAACGGGGCUGCGGGUGCUCGGGGUGGUGGAGAACAUGAGCGGUUUCGUCUGCCCACACUGCGCGGAGUGCACCAGCAUCUUCUCCCGGGGAGGCGGGGAGGAGCUGGCCAGUCACGCCGGAGUCCCCUUCCUGGGCUCUGUGCCCCUGGACCCGGAGCUCACUAAGAGCCUAGAGGAGGGUCGAGACUUCAUCCGGGAAUUUCCUGAGAGCCCAGCCUUCCCUGCGCUCCUGUCCAUAGCCCAGAAAGUUCUGAUCGAGGCGCCUGCUCGCGUCCCCUGAUCGAACCCCCCCCCCUCGGCCCAGCCCCCCCCCCCCCCCCGCAACGGGCCUCCUGGCCAAGUAUAUACAGACCCAAGCAGAAGGGUGUGGGGCCAGCAUUCCCUCCCUCGGCCCUGCCCCUGGAACCAGUCUGGUGCUGCCGUGGCAUCAGGACAGCAGAGCGGCUGACAGUGAGUGGUUCCCCCAAGUUGGCCCGUGGCAGGGCCCAGGGGGAUGUGUGGGGUCCCGGUGGCCUGAGCUCUCCCUGGCUGGGACGUUCCCACUUGGUCUCACGGUGCUCAAACGGCAGCCGUCUCCCCCUGGGCCCCAAAGCCCACGUGCCUGGAAAAUCGUUGGGGCCUUUGCUGUCCUCGGGACUCCUGUGACAGAAGGGGGGUGGUGACAGAAGAGAGCGUGUCGUGAGGUGUUAAGCUUGUCACUUCAAAGGAACCCACAAUUAAAUGUUUCCCCUCCACCCCUCACCGCGGUGACAGGUCUGAUGCUUCCAGACUCUCCUGUCCCGGUCCCGGCUCUGUGUUUGCAUGUUGCGCACGUCUCAGCAGGCACCCCAGCCCCGAGCCCUCUGGAUACAUUUGGGUCAAGUGUGGUGGCAGCACGUGGAGGGCUUGGUGAUGGCGGAGAGGCAUGUGCGUUGGGGGAGGCUUAGCCGCUCCCGCCUCCUCCCGCCCCAGGGCCCAGGGCAGAGCUGAGAGCAGGAGAGAGGAGCGAGGUGGAGGGCAACCUCCGGUCCCACUUCCUGAGGGACAGGGGCGGGCGCGCCACGGACAGAUGCUUCCGGGUGUGGAAAGAACGGCAAAGGGGGCACUGCCGAGAGCUUUGGCCAGGAGCUGGGGGCACAGACCGGUGUCCCAGCUGGCAACAGAGGCUGCCCCGGCUGAACCUCGGCUUCCCAGGACCAGGGCCUCCAGGGACACUGCACGAAGAGGACAGCUGAGGUUCCGGGGCCCCGGAGUGGGUGCUGCCGCCCCUCAGGUGUGGGCGGGCGUCCUAGGAGGGGUGUGGUGGUGGGGG
Molecule: messenger RNA, 2685 nt
Organism: Acinonyx jubatus (cheetah)
Lineage: Eukaryota; Metazoa; Chordata; Mammalia; Carnivora; Felidae
Gene: NUBP2
Product: NUBP iron-sulfur cluster assembly factor 2, cytosolic
Exons: 7
Coding region: 784-1674 (296 amino acids)
Biological process (GO): iron-sulfur cluster assembly
Cellular component (GO): cytosol
Molecular function (GO): ATP-dependent FeS chaperone activity; 4 iron, 4 sulfur cluster binding; ATP binding
Source: RefSeq, a predicted model, not a curated record